Molecule: messenger RNA, 4351 nt
Organism: Doryrhamphus excisus (bluestripe pipefish)
Lineage: Eukaryota; Metazoa; Chordata; Actinopteri; Syngnathiformes; Syngnathidae
Gene: klhl4
Product: kelch-like family member 4
Molecular function (GO): protein binding
Source: RefSeq, a predicted model, not a curated record
GGGAGGAAGGCAGAGGAGGAGAGUUGGAGGGAGGCUGCCUGCCGUAGGAACAAAAGCUGCAGAGGAUCUCCAUCGCCACUAAAAGAACAACAGAGGUGGAACAGAGGAAGGAGGUGGGGGGCGGUCAUGAUUGUAGUCAGACAAUAACGCAGGAGAAGAAGCAUCCUGUUGUCAUCGAGGACUGAAACCAAGGUCUUGUCUGCUUUCCAUGUUUUUGGGCACCCUCGUCUCCAAAGCCACGGGACGAUGUCCGUAUCGGGGAAGAAGGAAUUUGACAUGAAGCAGAUCCUGAGGCUCCGCUGGCGAUGGUUCAGCCACUCAUCCCAAGGUUCAACCGGAAGCGGCGGCGGCGGCGGCGGCGGGGUGGGAGGUUACAUCCAGCAGGAUGACCACAGAGGGACCCCGGUCCAGGGACGGCUCAAGAGCCACUCGCGAGAAAGAGGACUAAGGAAGUCGAGCAGCCCGGCCCACAGCAUCCUGGCACCCACGCCUGUCUGUGUCAGAGCGGGUCAGCAGUCAUGGCAGCAGCAGCACACCGUGCCGGGCCUGCAGGUCAACGAGGACACCUCCAAGAACGCCUCCUCGCCCGCCACGGCCAGGAAGGAGGACGCCAACACGGGCAAGGAGGACGUGAAGAGCGGCACGGAGGAAACUGCAGAGGCCGAGGCCAGAGAGAGGUUGGCUAUGAACACCUUGACCAGAAUGAACACCAACUCCUCCGACGAAUUCUUCCAGGCCACAAAUCACGCGGAGCAGACUUUCCGAAAGAUGGAGAGCUACCUGCAGCACAAGCAGCUGUGCGACGUCCUCCUCAUCGCGGGCGACCACAAGAUACCGGCUCACAGACUCGUCCUGAGCGCCGUAUCCGACUACUUCGCCGCCAUGUUCACCAACGACGUGAGGGAAGCCAAACAGGAGGAGAUCAAGAUGGAGGGGGUGGAUCCGGACGCCCUCACCUCCCUGGUUCAUUUCGCCUACACCGGCGUCCUUGAGCUGAAAGAGGAGACCAUCGAGAGUUUAUUGGCGGCGGCUUGCCUCCUGCAGCUCUCCCAGGUCAUCCAGGUUUGCUGCAACUUCCUGAUGAAGCAGCUCCACCCGUCCAACUGCCUGGGAAUACGCUCCUUCGCCGACGCCCAGGGCUGCGUGGACCUGCUCAACGUGGCUCACCACUACACCAUGGAGAACUUCCUGGAGGUCAUUCAGAACCAGGAGUUCUUGCUGCUCCCCACUGCCGAGAUUGUUAAGCUGCUGUCCAGCGAUGACAUCAACGUGCCCGACGAGGAGACCAUCUUCCAGGCUCUGAUGAUGUGGGUGAGGUACGACGUCCAGAACCGGCAACAGGAUCUCGGAGUUCUUCUCUCUUACAUCCGGCUGCCUCUUCUUCCUCCACAGCUCAUUGCAGACCUGGAAAACAACAAGAUGUUCUCCGAUGAUCUGGAAUGCCAAAAACUCCUGAUGGAGGCCAUGAAGUACCAUCUUCUGCCUGAACGCCGUCCCAUGUUCCAAAGCCCAAGAACCAAACCCAGAAAGUCCACAGUGGGGGCCCUGUAUGCGGUAGGAGGGAUGGAUGCCACCAAAGGUUCUACCACCAUCGAGAAGUAUGACCUGAGGACCAACACCUGGGUCCCGGUCGGCGUAAUGAACGGACGCCGGCUACAGUUCGGCGUGGCCGUGAUCGACAACAAGUUGUAUGUGGUCGGUGGACGAGAUGGACUCAAGACGUCCAACAUGGUGGAGUGUUAUAAUCCGGUCAACAAGGUGUGGUCCACCAUGCCCCCCAUGUCAACACACCGGCACGGACUUGGUAUCGCGGUGCUGGAGGGCCCCAUGUACGCCGUAGGCGGCCAUGACGGAUGGAGCUAUCUCAACACAGUGGAGCGCUGGGACCCGCAGGCCCGGCAGUGGAACUACGUGGCCAGUAUGUCGACGCCGCGGAGCACCAUGGGAGUCACCGCGCUCAACGGGAAGUUGUUUGCAGUCGGAGGCCGAGACGGCAGCUCCUGCCUGAGGUCCAUGGAGUGCUUCGACCCUCACACCAACAAAUGGAGCAUGUGCGCCUCCAUGAACAAGCGGCGAGGAGGGGUGGGCGUGGCCACGUACAACAACUUCCUGUAUGCCGUGGGAGGACACGACGCCCCCGCCUCCAACCACUGUUCCCGGCUCUCGGAUUGUGUUGAGAGGUACGACCCUAAGACGGACACGUGGACCACGGUGUCCUCCCUCAGCAUUCCUCGGGACGCGGUGGGCAUUUGCCUGCUGGGAGACAGACUGUACGCUGUGGGCGGAUAUGACGGACAAUCCUACCUGAACACCGUUGAGUCAUACGACGCACAGAACAACGACUGGACAGAGGAGGUCCCUCUCAACAUCGGCAGGGCAGGUGCCUGCGUGGUGGUGGUGAAACUGCCUUGAGCGCUUUGUGUCCCACGCCUGCAUGCUACAAACAAACCAAGAGGAGAGGACAAACAAAACAACAAGGACGCGUCCUUUGAGAGACCCUUUGUUUUUUGGUUUCUGUUUUUUUUUUUUUUAUCCCUUCAGCUUUCCCAGAUUUUUGCGAGGAGAAAAACACGAGCGAGGCCUCUCCCCCACCAUUAGCCCACUGGGGAGGACCCGCUCCCAAACUGGAAUGUGCAUUCUUGACAUUCUCAACCGAUCAAGAAUUUUUACAGACUUGGCGAAGCUGCAGCGAAUGCGUGCCAGGAGGGUGAAAUAUGGCUUUGUUAUUCUGCUUUUACACAAUCUCUCUACGUCAAAUGAACCGACAACACCUUUGUACAACAGCGUUUUCCUAGAGGUGCCAUUUCAAACGCUCGUUUUUUGGGCUCAUUUUUCCAUUUCCAGCCACUCAAACAAACACGUCACUGUGAACAAUGACCAGGUGAAAAAUGUAAUCAAGCUUUUUGUUGAAUAACAUGACACAAUGAAAUGUUUCUUACGGAGCUUGUAGCGUGACACAACACCAAAGUCAUCUGCUUAUCGUCGGACGUGUGAAAAAAGGCAUUCGAUGAAGCUUUACAGAAUUGUGAAUUACAAAAGAUAUAUCAUAUUGAUAUGUCACAUCGCUACGUUGGUGUCCAAGCUCAGAUCCUUCCUACGUGCAAUAGAGCAGCGAAUGUAUGAUUGGAUUUUACUGUAGUGGGCUAUAUAAUCAUGUUUACUGUGUGUUCUGUACAUGGCGCCUAGCGCCACGUUAAUGAUUGUCGCAUAUUAUCCACCGUUAUCGUGUACAACAUCCAACCAUGUGGUCACUCAUGGAAGUUUCCAUUACAGUUUUUGAUAUAUUCUGCUCAUAAAUGUAUCUUAACAACAAUCUGUCAUCUUUUUGCAGUGGAAUCAUCUUUUUGUCCAGCACAGGGGUGUCCAAAGUGCAGCCCUGGGGCCAUUAUGAAAAUUACAUUAAGCAAGAUUAAGAAGAAAGUUGCAAUAUUUGGGAGAAAAAACUGCAAAAAUGAAGGGAAAUGGGCAAAGAGCAAAGCUGGUAUUAAUAUUAGGCUUAACAUUCUACAUUUAGCUUAGCAUUUCUACAUGUUGGAUUACAGUUGAUCCAGUGGGCACUUAGAUCCUUUCAUGCGUCACUGUGUGGCCCUCCCUGGAUGGUUUGGACACCCCUGGUAUGUUAGCCCCGAGAUAAAAUGCUCCGUUUGAAGAGCAGGGUGUUAUUCUUUAAGCUACCAUUCCAGCAAUGUUCCUCACACUUUUUUACUUUAUCAAACGUGAGCUUCUCAUCAGAAGACUGAAGACCCAACUGCUCCUGCUUAUCUUUGCCCCCCCCCCCCCCAUCAUUAUUUGCCCUCCAAAUGGAUUUCAGAGCUCCUCUGCAAACAACCUUCUGGAGAUUGUUGGAAAUGGAUUUUGCAUACAAAAUACUUGACUCGUGUCAACAAAGAAUAUGUAAAUGUUUUAUAAAACACACAAGAGAAGACAGCUCAUUGUCACAAACCACGGCUCCACUGCUGUCUAUCAUUUCUAUCGAUUAUCAUUGUCAUAUCGCACAAGAGGAUGAUUAUAAAUGUUCACCUGACGUUACCUUGUCUGUGUUUUUCAGUCCAAUGAGUUGAGAAGAUACAGGUCCCAGAUACAGUAUGUCCCGUGUGGGAUGACUUCUUCGGAGCUCAGCCCUAGAGAUUGUUUUCCCUCAAAAUCUCAUUUCAAUUUUCAUGUGCAUUGGUGCAAUUACUUCAUUGUACAUCAUAUAAUCAUGCUUUUCUAACACUGUAUACAAGGAAAAUAAAACCAUCCUUGGUGUCCCCGAGUACCACUAGAUGGAGCCCACGUCCCACCACUGGUACUGGUACCACAGUUUGAGAAUCGAUGCCCUGGACCACAAUCACAUUGAAGCUCAUUUUAG